AUGGUUCCUCAACUUGGAAAGUUCUUAAAGGAUGCUAUUUUGAACAGGUCAAGAGAACUACAAGGAAUGGUGGUCUUAAGUCAUGAAUGUAGUGAAAUAAUUCCGAGGAGAACAAUUCCUAGGAGGUUAUCUGAUCCAUGGAGUUUAACAUUGCCAUGUACUAUUGGUACUUUGAAGUUUGCAAGCUGCUUAUGUGACUUAGGAGCUUCAGUGAGUUUAAUGUCUUUCUCUAUUGCAAAGAAUUUGGGUUUCACAGUCUACAAGCCUGCAAGAAAAUCUUUGGUACUUGCUGAUAGAUCAGUUAGGCUCCCCAUUGGACUCCUUGAAGAUCUUCCUGUGAAGAUAGGUGAUUUUGAAGUUCCAACAUACUUCAUUGUGCUUGAAAUGGAUGAAGAGUCUGUAGAUCCUCUCGUUUUAGGUAGACCAUUCCUUGCUGCAGUAGGUGUCAUAAUUGAUGUGAGAGGAGGCAAGAUUGAGUUGCACUUGGAUCAGAUUCUCUUACAUUUGACAUGA
Messenger RNA from Eutrema salsugineum, 513 nucleotides. RefSeq lists its product as uncharacterized. The record is from RefSeq and is a predicted model, not a curated record. Bases 1 to 513 code for a protein of 170 amino acids. NCBI's taxonomy places the organism in Eukaryota, Viridiplantae, Streptophyta, Magnoliopsida, Brassicales, Brassicaceae. The transcript has a single exon.